AUGAGUCAUCUGAGAGUUCACACUGGAGAGAAACCGUACAUCUGUGACAGGUGUGGAAAAACAUUUUCACAGAAGAGUAGCCUAAGUCAUCAUCAUCAACAUAUUCAUACUACAAGGAAACCAUACAACUGUGACCUCUGUGGAAAAAGUUUCACUUGGAAGAGUUCCUUAAAUGAGCAUCGACAAAUUCAUACAGGACAGAAAUAUAGCUGUGACCACUGUGGGAAAACAUUUACUAAGAAGAAUAACCUGAACCGUCAUCAACAAAUUCAUACUACAGAGAAAUUAUACAGCUGUGACUUCUGUGGAAAGGGUUUCACUUGGAAGAGUUCCUUAAAUGAGCAUCGACAAAUUCAUACAGGAGAAAAACCAUACAGCUGUGAUGAUUGUGGAAAAGCCUUUACUCAAAAGGGUAAUUUAAACACACAUAAACAAAUUCACACGGGAGAGAAACCAUACAGCUGUGACCGGUGUGGAAAAACAUUUUCACAGAAGAAUCACCUAAACCGUCAUCAACAAAUUCAUACUGGAGAGCAACCAUACAGCUGUGACCUCUGUGGAAAAGGUUUCACUUGGAAGAGUUCCUUAAAUAAUCAUCGCCAAAUUCAUUCAGGAGAAAAACCAUACAGCUGUGAUCUCUGUGGAAAAUGUUUCACUCAGAAGAGUUCUUGGAAGAGUUCCAUAAAUGAUCAUUGCCAAAUUCAUACAGGAGAGAAACCAUACAGCUGUGAUUGUUGUGGAAAAACUCUUCCAACUCACCAAUUGCUCUAACCAUCAGAGUUAACUUUGGGGGUUCAGCGUCUUGCUCACAGACACUUUGACAUGUGGACUGCAGGCACCGUGAUUCGACCCUCCAA
Molecule: messenger RNA, 857 nt
Organism: Monopterus albus (swamp eel)
Lineage: Eukaryota; Metazoa; Chordata; Actinopteri; Synbranchiformes; Synbranchidae
Product: zinc finger protein 239-like
Exons: 1
Coding region: 1-771 (256 amino acids)
Biological process (GO): regulation of transcription by RNA polymerase II
Cellular component (GO): chromatin; transcription regulator complex; PcG protein complex
Molecular function (GO): RNA polymerase II cis-regulatory region sequence-specific DNA binding; DNA-binding transcription factor activity, RNA polymerase II-specific
Source: RefSeq, a predicted model, not a curated record